AUUUUUUUUCCUUUGAAAAAAAGAUCAUGUCUACAAAAGAUCAAGUAUUGCAAUUUUGCAGCUCACCUACCACCAAUCAUACAACACUUGAUCGUCAUCCUUCUGCUUACGACGAAUUGUCAACCCUCAAAGAAUCAUUGUUAGUCAAGAAGCCUUCUUUUCAACAACAAUAUGCGUCUAUCUAUUAUGUUCGACUUCUUAAACUAAGGAAAGCUUUGGAAGAAACAGCUAAAGCGCGCUGGAGUUCUGUGCCCGAGAAACCCAAGUUUGUGACCAAGAUGCUAGAUGUUCAGCCUGGCCAAUUGUGUUAUAUGCUUGGUACUGUUUACUUAGAAAUGAAAGCAAAGCCUAAUGUUAUGCAUGACUUGGAAGACGAAGAAUCCAUGUUGAGACCCCCUACACCCGCUAAAUACAGAACUGACAAUGAUGUUAUUUCUCUAGAAGAUGAAUCUGGUCGUAUAGAGAUCACUGGUAGUUGCUUGAACAAAGAGUUCUUGGUCACAGGGACUAUUAUUGGUGUUUUGGGUAAAGAAGUAACAAGAGGAUCAUUUGAGGUGAUGGAUAUCUGCUUACCAGGCAUGGCAGAACAAGAACCAUUUGUAGAAGAAAAAAACAAAGACCCCAAAUAUGUAGCCUUAUUGUCUGGUCUUCAUAUUGGAGCCGAGGAUCAAAUUGAUCUGAGGACACAACUGCUAGUAGACUUCUUGACAGGUGAAUUAGGCAGUUCAGUAGAUGAGCAAUCCAGCUCCAAAAUUUCUAGAGUUAUUGUAGCUGGUAAUUCGCUUUCUAAGCCUACAAAAAUUGCAGAAAAAUCAACUGCGCCCAAAAAAUAUGGCUAUGAUGCCUCCACUUUCAAUGCUUCUCCUGUGAUCCAAUUAGACGAUAUGUUAGAGGAAAUUUGCAGUACAGUGGAUUUGGAUAUUAUGGCAGGUCCCACUGAUCCUUCUCCUUUGCAUAUGCCACAACAGCCUAUGUACCCUUCUAUAUUUGCCAAUGCUCAUCGGUUAUCCACUUUUCAUAGUGUUACUAAUCCCUACUGGUGUAAAAUAGACCAAGCUACUUUCUUAGGCACCUCUGGACAAAACAUUGAUGAUAUCUAUAAAUAUGUGACGUCUGAAGAUCGACUUAAAAUGGCAGAAAAAUGCUUGUAUUGGAGACAUAUGGCACCUUCUGCUCCAGACACUUUGUGGUCCUAUCCGUUUGAAAGCAGUGAUCCUUUUAUUAUUGAAAAGAGUCCACAUGUAUAUUUUGUGGGCAAUCAGCCUCAUUUUGAAGAUAGUCUUUUACAAGGACCCAAUGGACAAAAGACACGGGUAGUACUUGUACCUUCCUUUGCAAAGACUGGCAUUGUUGUCUUGGUAAAUUUAAGUACAUUAGAAUGUAGUGCAGUACAUAUCAGUGAACAUGGCAUAAAGACCACUAAAGAAGAAGAAGAUGCCAAUAUGGACGAGGCAUAAAUAAGCAGCACCAUUAUCAUAUAGACUACAAUAUGUAUAUUGAGCUAAUAAACGUUUCUGUUUUGACUAUACUUGGGGAAUACUGUUUUUAUAGCUUCCGUUUCGUAUUUGCUGAAGACAGACAAUGUCAGUGUCUUUCCACAAGGCUUGACGGG
Messenger RNA from Gilbertella persicaria, 1612 nucleotides. Its product is annotated as DNA polymerase alpha/epsilon subunit B-domain-containing protein. Bases 27 to 1457 code for a protein of 476 amino acids. Gene Ontology annotation, cellular component: delta DNA polymerase complex. Gene Ontology annotation, biological process: DNA strand elongation involved in DNA replication; DNA replication. NCBI's taxonomy places the organism in Eukaryota, Fungi, Mucoromycota, Mucoromycetes, Mucorales, Choanephoraceae. The record is from RefSeq and is a predicted model, not a curated record. Gene Ontology annotation, molecular function: DNA binding. The transcript has 7 exons.